This is a messenger RNA of Stomoxys calcitrans (stable fly), 2995 nucleotides long. RefSeq names its product zinc finger protein 782. The record is from RefSeq and is a predicted model, not a curated record. The transcript is spliced from 7 exons. NCBI's taxonomy places the organism in Eukaryota, Metazoa, Arthropoda, Insecta, Diptera, Muscidae. Bases 150 to 1433 code for a protein of 427 amino acids. Gene Ontology annotation, molecular function: RNA polymerase II cis-regulatory region sequence-specific DNA binding; zinc ion binding; DNA-binding transcription factor activity. Gene Ontology annotation, biological process: regulation of transcription by RNA polymerase II. Gene Ontology annotation, cellular component: nucleus.
CGGCUUUGACUUUCAACAGCUGAUUCUUUGUAUUUUUAUUUCGUUUUCCAACACUAAAUACUCAAGGAUACAGGAGCUUUAAUAAAAACAAAACAAGAUAGGAAGUUUACAUUUUUUGAAGAUUUUGAAUAUCUCUGUUAAUUUGAAGAAUGGAAACAUUAUCCCUACACGAAUUGCACAAAAUAUGUCGCAUUUGCUUAAAGAGUGAUAUUUUGGUUUCUAUAUAUAGUCCUACCUUCUUGCUGCGUCCUGUUGAUAUGUUGGAGAAGCUAAACAUAGCUAAAACCAAUGAAGAUACCUUACCAUCGCUAUUAUGUCAGUCGUGCCUUUAUCGCCUUUUGGAUGCCUACAAUCUACAACAACUGGCUGAUGCCUCAGAACGACGCUUAAAGGAAUACUUUUACGGUGUUACCUCUCCAGCCAUAAGCUUAACCAAUGAUUUGGAUACACCAGCGAAUACCAAGGUCGCUGAGGUAAGCGAUUCGUCCGUAUCAAUGUCUAAUAUUUGCGACAUGAUGUUUUAUCGCCAUGAUGCCACCACAAAUGAUAUGGUUGAAGUUGUGGGUGAUGUAGAACUACUGAAUGAUGUUGAAAUUGAUGUUAGUAGUUUGACGCGGUCAGAGGCAGGUGAUAAUAAUACAUUGACAUUUGAGGCAAUUACCAAACAAUAUGACGAUAGUUUCCAUCACAUUCAUGAAGUUCAAAAUUUUGGAAUUGAAAUUUCAAAACAAGUGCAAAUUAAGGAUUUUCCCGCCAACUCUACUGCUAAAUGUAGUUCUAUGAAAACCUUAAAGAAAACCACAAUGAAAGUACCAGAUGAAUGUUUGGAAUGCGGCAAGGUAUUCCACUAUAAGGGCUAUUUGGAGAUACACAAACGUGUUCACACAGGGGAGCGACCAUUUAAAUGCCAGAUUUGUUCCAAAGAAUUUAUCACAUCAAAUAAACUUUUACUACAUCAGCGUAUGCAUAGCGGCGACAAAAUGCACCAUAAACGUUUUCAAUGUGAAUUUUGCUCAGCAUUUUUUGCAACUUCAUCCAAUUUAAAAUCUCAUAAACUCACGCAUACAACGGAUCGUAAUUAUCUGUGUAAACAAUGCAAAAUGACAUUUAAGUCGAAAAGAGAUUUGAGACGACAUGAACCGAUGCACAAAACAAUCCGUGAUGUCUUUUGUGAAAUUUGUGAAAAGUCGUUCACCAAGCAUACAUCGCUAAAUGCCCAUCUGGCGAUGGUCCAUCGCCGAAUACGGAAACACAAAUGUACAGAAUGUGAAAAGAUUUUUGGCAAAAAAUCAAAUCUAAUUAAUCACAUGAGAAUCCAUAGUGGGGAGAAACCAUUCGAAUGCCCCUCGUGUUAUUGGAAAUUUGCACAAUCAUCGGCUUUAAAGAGACAUUUAAAGACACACAUGAAAAGUUCCACCCUGAAUGACCAAUGAACAAAAUUUCUUUACAUGUGGUAUCAUUGGAUCAACACUAAUGCAAAAUCAAAAACUCUUGGAUUUAUUAUGUUUUCUUCAUAUAUUCUUCGUACAAACGUAACAAAUCAGCACUAGUUCUUGGUUGGACUAUAUUCAAUGCGUAUUCAAAUUGCGCCAUUGUCACUGAAGAUGCAUCGAAAUUCUCCUCAAGGGUUUUUAGUGCUGCCUCAUGACAUACGGCUUGUAUUUCAGCGCCAGAAUAUCCAUUCGUGCUAUCCACAAGUUUUUGUAUAUUAACAUCAUCUGCCAGAGGCAUUUUUUGUAAUUUGAUUUGGAAAAUUUGCUGCCGAGCUUCGUCGUCAGGCAGGCCUACAUAGACAAUACGAUCAAUACGUCCAGGACGCAGCAAGGCUUUAUCAAUCAUAUCGGGUCGAUUUGUAGCCGCAACAAUGGUAACAUUUUCCAAGGAUUCAACGCCAUCCAUUUCGGUCAAGAGCUGUGUCAGUACUCGUUCCUUAACAGAGCUACCCGAAGCACCAGAAGAACCAUCAGCUCUUUCUCCGCCAAUUGCAUCGAUUUCAUCAAAAAAUAUAAUAGCUGGAGCAACUUGUCUAGCCUUGCGAAAGACUUCUCUGACCGCUCGUUCAGAUUCUCCCACCCACAUCGAGAAUAGUUCUGGGCCCUUGAUGGACAAGAAGUUCAGCUGACUCUCUGUAGCCAAAGCUUUGGCUAUCAUUGUUUUCGAACAACCUGGAGGACCAUACAUUAAUAGCCCUCUAGGAGGCUUAAUGCCCAAACGUUUAAAUUGUUCAGCAUGCUUCAAAGGCCACUCAAUAGCUUGUUUCAAUUUCAACUUCAAAUCAUCUUGUCCUCCUAUAUCAGUCCAUCUUACAUUGGGGCAUUCUAUAAGAACUUCACGCAUGGCAGAUGGCUUCACAACCAACAAAGCAUCGCGAACAUGGCCUAUAUUUAGUUGUACAACAUCAGAGUUGCCCAACUUCAUGGCCUUCAAAGUGGCAUUGUAGACCAGAUUUGCUAAGUCGGCUCCCACAAAACCUAAACAACGGAAAAUUUCCUUUCUACCCUCUGGUGAUGGUGGUGCCACUUCCACUUCACAAUCUAAGCGGCCACAUCUUCUUAGACUUGGAUUCAGCAGCUCUACAUUUGAGGUUGUGGCUAGAACAAAACAUUUUUGUGCCUCUUUUUUGAUAGCCAAGGCGUCUAAUAUGCUAAAGAAGGCAAUUGCUACUCGUUUUACAACCUCAUUAUUUUCAUGUUUUGGACAGAGAUUGUGCACAUCUUCAAUAAUUACUAACGAUGGCUGGGGAUAGUGAUGGAAAACUUUAUCAAAUUGUGCAUUCAAGUUUUUUUCGGUUUCUCCCAAAAAUUUGCUGAAUAGUUCGCUUGAAUUUAACUUUAAUAUCAACGGUAGAAAGGUGGAUUUGGUGUCAUAUUGUUUUUGCAAUAAUUUUGUGGCCAUAGCUUCGCAAAUGAUUGUUUUGCCGCAUCCGGAAGAGCCAUAAACCAAUAAGCUGCGGGAUAUUUUGACACCUGUAAUAAAGGUAUGUAUUAUUAUAGAA